GCUCAAUUGAGAUUCUUGCAAUGUAUUGAGCGGCACAGCAACUCUGUUUGUUGGGGGCCGUUGGGGCGACAGUCGGCCUCACCGAGCACUCUGACUAUGAGGUAGAAAGCUUGGGGAUGUAUAAAUAGGGGGUAGUCGAGCAUAUCAGCGGCAAGUAAGGUUUGGCAUCGCUUCCCAACUAUCAGUGUAAUAGCACCCCAGUCUCGAGCCCAACUCUCACGGCACUCACUCUUGACCCAACAACGACGAUGUCUAUCUCCGUCGCGUCCAUCCUCCUCAUAGCUCUCAGGCUAUCCGCCGUCCUGGCGGUGCCCGACGUCACCGUUGUGCCUCUCAGAACCGACGACUGCGUCGACUGGCCCAACUGGCUCCGGACGCAAGACUCCGACACCACCGGCGGCUUCGACAUCCAAGUCGACCAGUGCGACGACGAGGGCCUUGAGGGUCUCCUUACCACCACGAUCGCCUUCGACUGGACCGACUCGGGCGGCGACAGCGGCGAGCGUCUCGUCAUCGAUCUGCGCAAGUCGCGCCGGUUUGCCAGGUACUACUACCGCUGCUGGAACGGCACAGUGCGUUACGGCACGAACCUAGAAAGCAUCAUCACCAUCGCCAAGGACUCGCGGAAUGCCUUCUUGACCGCAAAGAACACGAUAGAGGGCUACAAGCUGGAGCCAUACGCGCACGAGAUCAACGGGACACGCCAGCCGGGCGUAUUCCUAGGCACCAUGAACCGCACCACGUGGGGGUUCACCUACGUGCAGCCGACCGAGUGCGGGCAGAAGGACUACUACGAGGUCAAGCUGCAGGGCUUGCCUGUCGAUCCUGACACGGAGCCACGGGCUGCGAACAAUCCCGAGUUCUUUGGAUUUUUGAAGGCCCUUGCGAUUUAAGACUCGUGUUGUGUUGAGAAGGAAAGGGGAACAAAAGACUCAACUUAAGCUUGAUAAUUAGAGAUAAACCAAGAAACUUCGAGGAUUCUAGCCAGACUGCACCCAUCGGAAUCUCUAUAUGCGUUCCGACAGUUUACUUUGUGCGUUUUCUCUGGUGAUAUGUGUUUCCUUUUGCAGCCCCAAUCAAGGUCUAACGAUGCUGAU
Messenger RNA from Phialemonium atrogriseum, 1097 nucleotides. RefSeq lists its product as uncharacterized. The record is from RefSeq and is a predicted model, not a curated record. The transcript has a single exon. Lineage: Eukaryota; Fungi; Ascomycota; Sordariomycetes; Cephalothecales; Cephalothecaceae. Bases 249 to 893 code for a protein of 214 amino acids.